CAGCGCAGAGACUCACACGGACCGCGCAGGAGGAGGACACGUCCCGGGGCCACACGGUAGUGGUGGAGGAUCUUCCUUUUUUUUUUCUUUUCUUUUUUUUCUUUUUUAAAUCCUUUCUUCUCCCAUAUCAUUCAAGUCGCAUCACGUCCAUCUGUCUGCCGCAGACCACCUGGCCCCACAUGAGUGGAGACUUUUAGCCGGGAAGCAGGYUGGACCGCUGGAGGAAGACGGACAACUUGGAGGCUGCUCUGUGGAGAUACGUCCAGAGUCGAACCUGAGGUGUCCCGUCUCCAUCCCCGCCUGCUUAAAACCAACCUGCUGCUGCCACAGGAGGAAAACUACACCCAGAGACCUCUUGGAUCGCUUGAGAGCACCUUUAUAAUGUCUUAGGGGAUUUAAGGUCUCAAAUAUUAACAUUUUGCACACCAGGUGUGUCAUCUCUUUUGUCCUUUUUUUGGGAUAUAUCUAACUCUUAAAGUGCCUUAUACAAGUGGUUGAAAUCUAACAAAACCCGACCUGAGACGCUCAACGUUGUGGGUGGGACAGCAAGACCUUUCUUCUCAGCUUUUAGAGCUCCAGGCGGGAUUAUUUCUCCUGCAGCCAUGAGCCAGGCGGAYGUGUCGACGUGCUCCGCGCCGCAGAGGGUUUUCCAGGAGGCGGUGAAGAAGGGCAACACCAAGGAGCUGCACUCGCUGCUGCAGAACAUGACAAACUGCGAGUUUAACGUCAACUCGUUCGGACCAGAAGGACAGACGGCCCUGCACCAGUCCGUCAUCGACGGCAACCUGGAGCUGGUCAAGCUGCUGGUGAAGUUCGGCGCAGACAUCCGGCUGGCCAACCGGGAAGGGUGGAGCGCUUUACACAUCGCAGCCUUCGGGGGCCACCAGGACAUUGUGCUAUACCUCAUCACCAAGGCCAAGUAUUCCUCUGGGGCCCGGUGAUCUGUCUCUGCUGUCAGGUAAACAAGAAAAGCUUCAUUUAAAGAAAAAAAAAAAAGAAGAAAGAACAGAUU
Molecule: messenger RNA, 1012 nt
Organism: Austrofundulus limnaeus
Lineage: Eukaryota; Metazoa; Chordata; Actinopteri; Cyprinodontiformes; Rivulidae
Gene: nrarpa
Product: NOTCH regulated ankyrin repeat protein a
Exons: 2
Coding region: 603-941 (112 amino acids)
Cellular component (GO): cytoplasm
Molecular function (GO): enzyme inhibitor activity; phosphatase regulator activity; protein binding
Source: RefSeq, a predicted model, not a curated record